AACCAGCAGACAAGGACCCGAGCAAGUACACUCGACGCGAUGGCGACAACCGUGGCCGUGCCGGCCGCCGGCUACGGCGCGGACGGCGUGUACCGCUCGCUGCGCCCGGCGGCGCCCAUUCCCUCCGACCCGGGCCUCUCCAUGACCGACCUCCUCUUCCGCCGCGCCGACGCCUGCCCGUCCGCGCUCGCGCUCGUGGACGCCGCCACGGGCCGCUCCCUCACCUUCGCGGGCCUCCGCUCCGCCAUCCUCUCGACCGCCGUGGCCCUCGCCUCCCGCGCCGGCGUCCGCCCCGGUGACGCCGUCCUCCUCAUCGCGCCCAACUGCGUUCUUUACCCCAUCUGCGUCUUCGCCACCACCGCGCUCGGCGCCGUCGCCAGCACCGCCAACCCGCUCUACACCCCGCGGGAGAUCGCCAAGCAGGCCGCCGACGCCCGCGUCAAGCUCCUCAUCACCGUCCCCGAACUCCUCCCCAAGGUCGCCGGCCUCGCCCUCCCCGUCAUCCUCCUCGACGACCCCGCCACACCCGCGCCUCCCGCCUCCAACGUGACCCUCUACUCCGACCUCGUCGCCGGCGUGGACGAGGCCCAGUACCGCCGCCCGCCGACCAAGCAGAGCGACACGGCCGCGCUGCUCUACUCCUCGGGCACCACGGGGGACAGCAAGGGGGUCGUCCUCACGCACCGCAACUUCAUCGCCACCUCCACCAUGGUCACCUCCGACCAGGACCAGCGCGGGGAGGGGCCCAACGUCUUCCUCUGCUUCCUCCCCAUGUUCCACAUCUUCGGCCUCUCCGUCAUCACCUUCGGCCAGCUGCAGCGCGGCAACACCGUCGUCGUCAUGUCGGGCUUCACCAUGGACGCCGUCAUGAAGGCCGUCGAGCGGUACCGCGUCACCAACCUCUUCUGCGUGCCGCCUGUCAUGAUCGCGCUCGCCAAGCAGGGGAUGGCCGGGAAGUACGACCUCAGCUCUCUCAAGUACAUCGGAUCGGGCGCCGCGCCGCUCGGCAAGGACGUCAUGGAGGUCGUUGCCAAGAACUUCCCCAAAGCCGAGAUUGUUCAGGGCUAUGGUAUGACGGAGACUUGUGGGAUCAUAUCACUUGAAUUCCCAGUAAAUGGAAAGACUCGUCGGUUUGGGUCAACUGGAGCGCUUGUCAUUGGAAAUGAAGCAAAAAUUGUCGAUGUAGAGACUCUAAAACAUCUGCCACCAAAUCAACUAGGAGAAAUUUGUAUCCGAGGACCACACAUAAUGCAAGGGUAUUUCAACAAUGUGCAAGCUACUGACUUUACAAUCAAGCAAGGGUGGUUGCAUACUGGUGAUCUUGGAUACUUUGACGAAGAAGGCCAGCUUUAUGUUGUUGAUAGACUUAAAGAGCUGAUUAAGUACAAAGGUUUUCAGAUUGCACCUGCUGAGCUUGAAGGAUUACUUCUAUCUCAUCCAGAGAUUCUAGAUGCUGUCGUUAUCCCGUUUCCUGAUGCUGAAGCUGGAGAAGUUCCUAUAGCUUACGUUGUCCGGUCAACUUCGAGUUCAUUGACUGAAAUUGAUGUGCAGAAAUUUAUUGAAACUCAGGUCACGUACUACAAAAGGUUGAAGAGGGUUACAUUCGUGGACAGCGUACCAAAGUCAGUUUCAGGCAAGAUUUUGAGAAGAGAGCUCAUCGCCAAAGUCAGAUCGGAACAAGCCAGAUUGUCCAAGCUGUAGCAAAUCUGCUGCUUCUUUCUGUUCCAGAGCAAUUCUUGCUGCUAAAUUUUAAAGCUUCACAACUCUACAAUGUCAGGAGGUUUACAAAUUCCUGAGCUGGAGCUUUCACUUUGUGCCCUGUGUGUGUUGCAACAUGAGUUUCAAUCUCAACAUUGUACAGAAGUUUGUAUGUGACAAAAAUCAUUGUUCGGCAAAUGUACCAGUGUUCUAUAUACUAUAUAUACAGGGAAUGCAAAAAAAAUGAAUAUGAAUGGGUAAACGUUAUGCGUA
This is a messenger RNA of Lolium rigidum, 1971 nucleotides long. Its product is annotated as 4-coumarate--CoA ligase-like 1. Lineage: Eukaryota; Viridiplantae; Streptophyta; Magnoliopsida; Poales; Poaceae. Bases 40 to 1701 code for a protein of 553 amino acids. The record is from RefSeq and is a predicted model, not a curated record. Gene Ontology annotation, molecular function: CoA-ligase activity. The transcript has 6 exons.